AUGGUGCACCAGGGCGUAUCGGUCGAGACAGCGGCAGGGCUGGAAUCGCGGCGAGGAUCUGAGCCAGCAGAGCGGUUGAGAUGGUAUCACGACAACGAGAAGGCGACAAAAUCACCGCAGGACAUGGUCCGCGAGUCAGCCUCGUUCCAAGCCGAUGGCGGCGCAGGCUGGGCCGAGACCAAUGGGCAUGCCACCAAGGGACGAAUGGCUGGAUCUGAUCUGAGGCAGAGGCGAGGGAAAGGAUGGAGGAGCGGAGGAGGAGCGACAGAAUCGGACGGCGGAAAGGAGAGGCCCGAGAUCCAGAGCGCGAGCAGGGCUCGAGUAUCGUCAAGAGUGUUUCGUGUGGCGGCGAUUGGGGCCUCGCUGUCGUUUCUGCAGCGCUGGAGCUUCUUGCAGAAAGGGCACACGCCGUUGCGAGCUGCUAAGCCCUUCUGGGCGCUGGGGCGGCGUUAG
Trichoderma asperellum CBS 433.97 is the source of this 453-nucleotide messenger RNA. RefSeq lists its product as uncharacterized. The record is from RefSeq and is a predicted model, not a curated record. NCBI's taxonomy places the organism in Eukaryota, Fungi, Ascomycota, Sordariomycetes, Hypocreales, Hypocreaceae.